Rana temporaria (common frog) is the source of this 557-nucleotide messenger RNA. RefSeq names its product melan-A (gene MLANA). Gene Ontology annotation, cellular component: melanosome. NCBI's taxonomy places the organism in Eukaryota, Metazoa, Chordata, Amphibia, Anura, Ranidae. The coding region runs from base 128 to 475 and encodes 115 amino acids. The record is from RefSeq and is a predicted model, not a curated record. The transcript has 5 exons.
GUUGAACCCGUGAUAGUCAUAAGAUUCAUGCACAAAAGAUUAAGAGAGAGAAAACUGUUUCAGUAUCCAGUACCGAAGUGCAGCUCCAUCCAUUGCGAGGAAAAGCUGGUUGUGUGAACCUUGGAGAAUGCCCCGUCCUGGUACAUCAAGUGGUCUCGGGGCCUACAGCUCUGGCAGAGGCAGGUCACAUGGGCUCAGUGUGGAAGAGACUGCUGGAAUUGCUAUUCUUGCCAUCGUGGUUGCCCUUGUUCUAAUUAUUGGCUGCUGGUACUUUAAGAGGAGGAGUGGCUAUAAAAUACUUGGGACUCAGCAGUUCCGUCCUUCUGCAAUCCGCGCUAUGAUGGGUGGAGCAAGAGAGCCUGCAGAGUGUAAAGUACCAUUACAGGAUUAUAACACCCUGAAUGUUGCUCCAGGAGCUCCGCCAGCAUAUGAGAAGGUCUCUGCAGAAGCUCAGCCUCCACCAUAUACUCCCUGAACCAAAUGUCAGCCAUGUGUCCCAUUUUUCUGUGUUAAAGGAUCACUACCAAAUAAAGUUGAACAAAACUUGUUUAUGAAAA